AAAAUUAAUUAAAUACCACACAUAUCCCGACGCUGAUGGUCCCACUACCUUUUAACCACCAAAAAAGUAGGCGUCGGUCAAUUCUAUCUUUGUGCGUCUGUCAUUGUGCAAAGUGUGCGGAGCGGAUAACUAAAACCAGCUCGUCUUACAUAUUUCCAUAAAAGAUAAUAAUCUAUCUACAGCAAAAUGUGUGACGAAGAGGUUGCAGCUUUGGUGGUCGACAACGGAUCUGGAAUGUGCAAAGCCGGCUUUGCCGGUGAUGACGCGCCUCGUGCUGUCUUCCCCUCGAUUGUGGGCCGUCCACGUCAUCAGGGCGUGAUGGUUGGGAUGGGCCAAAAGGACUCUUAUGUGGGCGAUGAGGCGCAGAGCAAGCGUGGUAUCCUCACUCUGAAGUACCCUAUCGAGCACGGAAUCGUGACCAACUGGGACGACAUGGAGAAGAUCUGGCAUCACACUUUCUACAACGAGUUGCGUGUCGCUCCAGAAGAACACCCAGUCCUGCUGACUGAGGCUCCUUUGAACCCAAAAGCCAACCGUGAGAAGAUGACCCAGAUCAUGUUCGAGACCUUCAACACCCCUGCCAUGUAUGUGGCCAUCCAGGCGGUGCUGUCUCUCUACGCCUCCGGACGUACUACCGGCAUUGUGCUAGACUCUGGUGACGGUGUCUCCCACACGGUGCCCAUUUAUGAGGGUUAUGCCCUUCCUCACGCCAUUCUACGUCUGGAUCUGGCCGGCCGUGAUUUGACCGACUAUCUGAUGAAAAUCCUUACCGAGCGCGGUUACAGCUUCACCACCACCGCCGAACGCGAAAUCGUGCGCGACAUCAAGGAAAAGCUCUGCUACGUGGCCCUGGAUUUCGAGCAGGAGAUGGCAACAGCUGCAUCCAGCUCUUCCCUAGAGAAAUCGUACGAGUUGCCUGACGGUCAGGUCAUCACCAUUGGAAACGAGCGCUUCCGCUGCCCCGAGUCGCUCUUCCAGCCCUCUUUCCUAGGCAUGGAGGCCUGUGGAAUACACGAGACCACCUACAACUCGAUCAUGAAGUGCGAUGUGGACAUUCGCAAGGAUCUUUACGCCAACACCGUACUGUCCGGUGGCACUACCAUGUAUCCGGGAAUUGCUGACCGCAUGCAGAAGGAGAUUACUGCGCUGGCUCCUUCCACCAUGAAGAUUAAGAUUGUCGCCCCGCCGGAACGCAAGUACUCCGUCUGGAUAGGAGGCUCUAUCCUGGCCUCGCUGUCUACUUUCCAGCAAAUGUGGAUUUCAAAGCAGGAAUACGAUGAGUCCGGCCCCUCAAUCGUCCAUCGCAAAUGCUUCUAAGUUAGAACCGGGACGGGCGUGGCCGAAAAAAACAUUAAUACUGAGAGAGCGCACAACAUUGUCUUCUUCCGCAAGAAUGCAUUCCAUCUUCUUUUAUACAACAUUUCGCACGUACGCAUCAGCUAUCCAUACUGUGUUUUAUUCCAAAUUUAAGUUUAUAACAAUUCAUAAAUGUUAUUUUCCUUACUUCAUGCAUUCCUACAUGUAUUAAAAUAAAACAUACCAUACCACUAAAUAAAAAAAUACUAAUAAAGCGAGAGAAACAACUGAGAA
Messenger RNA from Drosophila biarmipes, 1590 nucleotides. Its product is annotated as actin-42A. NCBI's taxonomy places the organism in Eukaryota, Metazoa, Arthropoda, Insecta, Diptera, Drosophilidae. The record is from RefSeq and is a predicted model, not a curated record. Gene Ontology annotation, biological process: mitotic cytokinesis. Bases 187 to 1317 code for a protein of 376 amino acids. The transcript has 2 exons.